Messenger RNA from Xenopus laevis (African clawed frog), 6376 nucleotides. RefSeq names its product family with sequence similarity 189 member B L homeolog (gene entrep3.L). Lineage: Eukaryota; Metazoa; Chordata; Amphibia; Anura; Pipidae. The record is from RefSeq and is a predicted model, not a curated record. Gene Ontology annotation, cellular component: membrane. Bases 2052 to 4109 code for a protein of 685 amino acids. The transcript has 12 exons.
CUUGAACUGCAAGCUCUUGGGCUGAGCUUUCUUUCCACCUGCCCCUGAUUGACUUGUGGUUUCUGUGAAAAUACAAAUGUCCUAAAUUCAGGGGGCCCCGUCCAGUGUGGGGGCCACUAACCCAGAGUCCCUGGACGAACCAUUUAUUUUCAUCACCCCCCCCAGGGAGACAGAGAAAUAGAUUUGCCGAGGGUGGGGGGAGCAGAAAUGGGAAAUAAGUACAGGAGGCUUUCAGCCCAGACUGUAACUGUCCCUUUAAAUGUGCUGAUGUGCCCUUCUCCUCCUCUCUCCACAUCCACCUUACGAGACUACAUUUCCCAGCAUGCCCUUAAUGAGGAGGAAGGGCUUAGCCUGUGUCCUGCUGCAGCUGUGAGGGGGAUGCAGAGAUGCUGCUGAGGGCGGAGGAAAAGAGACAGAAAUAUUGUCUCUGCUUUUAUUGAGUGAGAAGGCAAAAUACCCCGGCCCUGGAAAAUACCCCAGCCCUGCAGAAUACCCCAGAUCUGCAAAAUACCCCAGCCCUGCAGAAUAGCCCAGUGAUGCGCAUGUGCUGUGAGCCCCUGUCUGACUGCUGAGACCAACAAUCGUGCAUUUUAUACUGGAGCCAGGGAGGCUGCGAGUGGAUUGGACUGACCGCUGACACUGGAUUAUACUGGGGUGACUGGCAUCUGAUAUUGGAUUAUACUGGGGUGCUUGUGAUCUGAUAUUGGAUUAUACUGGGGUGCCCAGGGGUUGAUGUUGGAUUAUACUGGGCUGAUUGGGUGUUGACACUGGACUAUACUGGGGUGAUUUGAAGUUGACAUUAGAUAAUACUGGGGUGGCUGGGAGCUGAUAUUCUAUUAUACUGGGGUGCUUGGGAGCUGAUAUUGAAUUAUAUUGGGGUGGCUGGGAUCUGAUAUUGGAUUAUACUGGGGUGGUCGAGAGCUGCUGAAUCUGAAGGGCCGACUGUUGGAUGAUCAUAUCCCUCCCUACACAGUACUGGAGAUACAUUGGUACACAGACUGGGAUGACCGUGCAACAGAUAUUGGGAAAGUCUCUAAUGGAUGGAAUGGAUUUUCCCUUGAGUAAGAGCUAAUGUGGGCUGAUUGCACAUCACCAGCAUCUCCAGUCUUCCAGUUGUUACCCAGGAAACAACUGACUGGCCCAAGACCUUCUCGUAGCUCGGAAGACCCAGAAAAGGGACCUCAUGCUGAGCACCAUCAUAUAAAAUUUCCCAAACACCCAGCACUUUCCAGGGGUUUAGUCAGUUUGAUACCACUGACCCAAACUCAAUGCCUACACUGUAGAUAUAGGGCCCUGUUGCUAUGCAACCAUACAACUGACACCAAACCCAAUGCCAGUCUCACUAACCUUCAGAUAAUUCUAAGAAGUCCAAGGUUCUAAGUUUUCCAGGCCUCUGGUGUAUCGGGUUCUACCCAAGCACUGUAAAGUCCACAGAACAACAACCAUCUCCCCUCCCAGUAAUGGAGCCAGAGAGAUAACACUCACACUAAGUCAUAGUUAAUUGUACUGGAUGCAUUUGGACCAGGCUCUUUGUUCCAAUAAUACUGACUGGACUGAGUUCUGAGCGCCCUUCCUUGGAUGCAUAUUCUUCUUUUGUCCUUUUUUCCUCAGCAUUUUCCACCAGCCCAAGGGAAAUGGACCCAUGUUGUAUGGAGAACUCUACUGAGAGAAUCUAAGUGCUGUUGGAAGUUCUUUGGUUCUUCAAUAGAUUUUCCUGCUCAUGGUGACAAGAACAUAUUGACUAGUAUCUUUGUCCAAAUUGGACCUGAGCUUUCCCUCAGCAGUUCUGCCAGAGGCCUCUAAAUGUUUGAUAUGGUGUCAGAGUGCAGUGAGUGACUGGGCACAGGGCAUUAUUAUCAGGGCAGCACGUGGCUGGGCAUGGGGCAUUAUGGAAGAUGCUAGAGUUUGGUUUCAUAUUCCCAUGCAGAGAUCUUAAAGCCAAUGACAUACAAUUGGUUGCCAGGACCCACGUCUGUGAGGUGGAAAGUUGUUGAUAUCUGAAGAACUUCUCAGAGGAACCCUUAUUCUCCCAGACUGGGGUCUCCUUUCUGAUGAGUACUGUCAUUAAUCUGAUGCUUCUGAACCCGGUGUUCUCCUCUUGUGCAGUCAUGCCCUCUCCUACGGACUCCAGCUUCUCCCUUACUGGCCGGACCUCACGCAGCCUGUCUCAGAUAAGGCUCCACAGAACCUGGUCUCAUGUUUUGUUGGCCCUGGGAUUUGUGCAGCUCAUUCUGGGGGUCUUAAUUGUUACUUUUAGCCUGGUGGCUGCAACUAUUACACCAUCUAUGAAGAUCAAGCACUCAUGUCCUUCCUGGGCUGGAUUCUCUUUGGCUGUAUCAGGACUGAUUGGCUGCAUUUCCUGGAGAAGGCCCCUAACAUUGAUGAUCACGUUAUUCACCCUGCUGACGGCGCUGUGUGUUAUGCUGAAUCUGGCGGGAUCCAUCUUGUCCUGUCAGAAUGCUCAGUUGGUGAAGUCCUUGGACAACUGCCAUAAAGAGAAUUACUGGUGUGUUUGUUGCCACCCGUUAUCCAAGGAGCAGAUGCCCUCGUCCUGCCGGAGAGACGUGGAGAUUCUGACCAUGUAUCCGAACUCCGAGUGUAACGGCAUCCGCAACGCCCUGAAGGACCUGUUGUUCAGUGUCUGUGGCCUCACCAUCCUAUCCACCAUCAUCUGCACAUUGUCCGCUGUCAUCUGCUGCAUUCAGGUCUUCUCAUUGGAUGUGAUCCAUGUACUCGCACCUCGAAGUGCCACCUUGGCCAACUUGGAGUGUAUUUCACCCCAGGACACCAUCUUGCAAAGUAUGAUAGAGUGUGAGGAGUUUGUCCCACCUGUGCCUCCGCCUCCCUAUUACCCUCCAGAAUACACCUGCAGCUCUGAGACAGAUGCACAGAGCAUCACUUAUAAUGGCUCCAUGGACAGCCCAAUCCCUCUGUACCCAACUGACUUCCCACCCUCAUAUGAGAGCGUGAUGGGAAUCCGGGAGGACAGUCAGGCAACCUUGUUUGAUGCCCAGGUCAACGAGGUCUCCUGUCUAAGUGUGUCUGACAGAAUCGAUUCCACCGGACACAGUGGCAAUGACAGCAGUCCCUCUGAAGACUCAGUUCUCCUGGAGAUGCAGGGUUCCAUCCACUCUGUGGACUAUGUUCUGUACCGGUCUAUCCAACGCAGCCGUGCAGAUUACUGUCUCAGUGUGGACUGUGGUCAGUGUGGACACCACCAGCAGAGUCCAACUCUUAGCCACCAGGGUCCAUUCGAGGAGAUCCCAUUGCCUCAUGCCAAGGGAGGCAGAUCCUUCUCAUGCUCCACACCAAGUGCUGGUGAUGAAGUUCUGCCACAUGUAGUUGGUGCUGUGACCCGCAGCUGUAACCGUCUGGAGACCAUUGGCCGGUCUGGUGGUCCUUGUUUUCCAGAGGUGCGACUGAAAGCAAAGAUUUCUGGGAGAGCUCUACAAAGCAGGGGGUCAGGGUGUUCCUUGCACCACAGUUCACACUGCCAGACCCCAGACUGUCCCCACCGCAGAUACAGCGAGAAUACGAGGCCUGCAGCCCUUUCCACUUAUGUGCCACCACGGCUUCUCAUCCGCUCCCACAGUGACCCUGGAAUUAGCUCCUCCCUAAUCACAGAUCUCAGUGAUGUCGGAUACAGUAAAGUGUUAGAGGACAAUAUGUCGCUGUCGUCCAUGGAUACAGCAAUCUCCUCCCAGGCCUAUUUGUACCAGCACAGCCCCACCGACCCAUUCCCGCUGCUCCGUACAAACUCGGCAGGGAAGAGUCGGAGCCAGGCAAGCCGGAAGCUAGUCCCUCGACUCUCCAAAAGUGGUACCUUGUCCCUCGGGGACCUGAAGGGCGGGCGCAGUACCCGAGUCCUAGUGGCCAGAUUCCUGCAGCGUUCUAGGAGGAGUCUCAAGGAAGGAACGGAAAGCGCCAGUCAGAGCCACAAACAGAUACCCAGGAGCCCUUUGGCAUCAGACUAUCAGGAGGGGAUAUUUUUGCAGAGUUGUGGGGAUCUCAGUUCCUCUUCGUCCUUUCGGCGUCUCCUCUCAACCAGACGCAGGGGCCCCUCUCGUCCUCACAGCCUGACCACGGAGUACAAGGAGAGCACAGUGUGAGGAGAGGUCCUACUGAUGCACCAACCAGGGGGUGCCAAGAACUUUAGCCAACAUGAAAGCAAGACAUUAUAUCUGGAGAGCGUUGUCUGGGACCUGGGAACUUCGCAUGCCGAUGUGUAGGAAGGGCCAAAGUGAGCCGGACAAUCUGGCCUGUCCCACCCCUGGACUGUAAAAUUGGGAACCACAAUAUUCCACUUACCUUACAGACAUUUAUUCCCAGACGUCCCACUCAUAGUAACAAUGGUUCCUACAUGGAAUUAUUCCCUAGUUGGUGCUGGUGCCAUGGACUGACUGGACUAAAGUCACUUGCUCAGUAUUAUUUUAUAAGUCAUGUCUCAUGUAAGGCUUUUAUGGGCAAGGGGGCCUAGUGGGAUACAGGUCACCAUGUUUUACCCACAAUGCAGCAUUGGGCUCAUUUACAUAUAGUGCAUCAGUAAUGGCCCUAGUACCCAAUGCGUUGGUGUGUCCAUGAACAUAAUCUGCUGGGAGAGCCCUGUAUCACUGCCAGGUCCAGGCUGCUGCUAAUUUCAAUCAAAAUAGGAUGGAAGUACCUUUGGGAAUGGCACCAGUAUGUGCCCAAGUGUGUGUCUAUACGAGCACAUGGCACUUGAGUCUCUGACACUUUACUUUGCAUGUUCAUUUAUUGCUUUGCUUUCACUCUGAGCACAAAAAGGGUUAAUCACAGCACAGACUUGGCCCUCAAGGGGUGUGUGUGGCCCCAGGAUUGUUACCUCUUGCACAAUGUUACUCUCAGUAUGUUUAAUAAUAAUAAUAAUAACAAUAAUAAUAAUUACUACAACAAUGUUUGGUCCCAGAUAUCAUCCUGGAGUGUGGGCAGAAGGGUUACUGGAUGGGAUGUGUCUGGAAUUGGGAAUGUGUAACUGGGGGGCAAUCUGUUCUGCUGGACACAGGGGGGAGUGUAAUCCUGCAAGAUGGAGUCGAGUGCGGGCGAAUGUGCUGGAGGGCUGAGUUCCAACAAGAAGAGCGAGGGGUGCAGGAGGGUUGGGGGCUGGUUUGCGUCUGCAGGAGGGAAGUUUAUCACUGGAGGGGUGUGUGUAUGUGAAGAAGGGAAUGGAGAGCUGGAGGGACGUUCAUCUGAAGGAUUGAAUGGAAUGUGUAGGUGAGUAACACUUGCUUAAAUCCAAUAACACUUGGGCUUGUCUGCGUCACAGGUGUGGAUGAGUAACAAUUGGGUAAAUACAAUAAGACUUGGGUAAUGGGUGUGACCAAUUAAAACAUGGGUGUGAAUGAGUCACAUUUGCGAUCAGGUAAGUUACACUUGGGUAAAUAAAAUAAUACUUGGGUUUUUGUGGAGUAAUGGGUGUCUGUGAGUGACACUUUUGAGUGUGAGUAACACUUGGGUUUAGAUCAUCUGUAUAUACAGUAUAAAGUGUUUAUUUGUUGCUGCAAAGCUUUGCUUGUUUGAGUUUCUAGUGGAAUUGCCAUGAGCUGUACUACUCCCUGGCCACUAGGGGGAGCCACUGACCUAUAAAUCCCAGUUCCCAGCAUCUCUCACAAGCAAAGAGGGUCAGCUCCACUGGACUGCAAACAGUUAAUACACCAGGUAAAGUGAGUGUCAUCUGAUUGUACAGGUGUGAAAGGGUUACACCUAGAACAGAAGCAACUAUAGAAUUCUCAAUUGUAAUAUUCUAUAACAGAGUUGUUCCUGAAGUUAUGAGCCAUGUAGCAUGGAAAGAGUUAACAAUGAUUCUGGACUCGGGGUUGUGUAAUAAAUAAACACACAUGGACCAGUGCAACAACUGACCAAAACAAUGACUGUCUUGUAUAAAAUGUUGUUACUUUCAAGUCUAUCUCCAAACUCUGUUGUGUGAUUGAGACAGACCUGUGAUGGGCAAGAGAGACUAUGAAUAACAAUUUACUGACACCGGUUGUUAGAACAGGUUUCAGACCCUGGAAAUAAAGGUCAGACAUUGGAGUCACACAAGUUUGUACAACAGUGACACCUACAGGACACCUUUAGUAUAAUUAUUGCUCUACAGUGACACCUACAGGACACCUUUAGUAUAAUUAUUUGCUCUACAGUGACACCUACAGGACACUUCUUACUUAGACAUUUCUAUUCAUCAUCAAGUGACUUCAGCUUGAUAGGCUGGGACUUUCUCUAGGGUGUGACUAUCCUUUGGCUUUGGUGGAGUUGGGGAUGUGAAUGAGUUUCAAUUUGUCUGAUUUUGCUCACAGAGAGGCCAAGAUACCUAUCCUCUACACACAGCCUCUAUAAAGUCUUCAAUUACAAGAGGAAACUAGAU